Messenger RNA from Polyodon spathula (Mississippi paddlefish), 2357 nucleotides. Its product is annotated as active breakpoint cluster region-related protein-like. Gene Ontology annotation, biological process: positive regulation of GTPase activity; signal transduction. Gene Ontology annotation, cellular component: membrane. The record is from RefSeq and is a predicted model, not a curated record. Bases 530 to 1480 code for a protein of 316 amino acids. NCBI's taxonomy places the organism in Eukaryota, Metazoa, Chordata, Actinopteri, Acipenseriformes, Polyodontidae. The transcript is spliced from 8 exons. Gene Ontology annotation, molecular function: GTPase activator activity.
UACUCCUGCUAUCUGGUCACACACCGCUGACUGUCAUCAAACGCAUACAGCCGGAGCUAGAGCAGUGAGUCUCUUUGCAGUCAGACUACAGUACAGUAGCUCUCAAGAGUGUUAUCGGUGCUAGGAGUGUAGGAGGCGUGUUUGCAAUCUCAGGCUUCAGCUGAUUUCUUCAUUUUCUUCUUGAGCUGGGAACAAGAGAUGCUGGCAAUUUACAGUGGAAUUAACAGAAAAUACUGAAGAGGGGAUUCCAGGCUUAUUUUCCUUUUUAUUUUUUAUUUUUCUGAAUCAUCUGAACACUGCUGAGCAUAUUUGUUUCCUGCGAGGGGAAUACAUAGAAUACAUUUUAACAAAAAACUGGGUUACAAAGUUGGCCAAGAGUUUUUUUUUUUGUUUUUUUUUUCUUCUGUUGGUGUAUCUACAGCAUUUGGGUGGCCUGCUGUUUUUUUUUUUUUUUUCCCCCUGAAGACAGGCUUGAGGAUUUGUACCCCUUUUUUUGUUCUUCCCCAACGGUGGGUGCAGUUGAUUGAGGAUGACGGAUGUUCUGGUCGCCGACUGUAACCUGAACUCUGUGUGCGAGCGUCUGGAGCAUUGCUGUGUGGAGACGAGCGUCACGGAGCCUGAAACUAAAAGACAGUCCAACACCGGGGCCAAGCUGUGGGGUCGAGUACGGAACAAACUGCUCAGGCAAAAGCUGGACCCACAGACGGUGCAGUCCAAGAACUGGCACAUGGACGUAAUAGAGAUGAACGGGAUUAAGGUGGAGUUUUCAAUGAAGUUUACAAGUCGGGACUUGAGUUUAAAGAGAACUCCGUCGAAAAAACAGAGUGGAGUCUUUGGAGUCAAGAUUGGCGUGGUUACAAAGCGGGAACGCUCCAAGGUGCCUUACAUAGUCCGGCAGUGCAUUGAGGAGGUGGAGAAGCGCGGAAUCGAGGAGGUUGGGAUCUACAGGAUUUCCGGAGUCGCUACAGACAUUCAGGCUCUGAAAGCAGUGUUCGACACCAAUACCAAAGAUAUCUUGGUGAUGCUGAGUGAGAUGGAUAUCAACGCCAUAGCCGGGACUCUGAAGCUGUACUUCAGAGAGCUGCCAGAGCCGCUGCUCACAGACAGGCUGUAUCUGGCGUUCAUGGAGGGAAUAGCUCUCUCGGACCCUGCUGCCAAGGAGAACUGCAUGAUGCACCUUCUCCGCUCCCUGCCCGAACCUAACCUCAUCACCUUCCUGUCCUUGCUGGAGCACCUGAAGAGAGUUGCAGAAAAGGAGCCCAUCAAUAAGAUGUCCCUGCACAAUCUGGGCACAGUGUUCGGCCCAACGCUGCUCAGGCCCUCAGAAGUGGAACAGAAAGCACACAUCAAUCUGGCCUCUGAUAUUUGGUCACAUGAUGUUAUGGCACAGGUCCAAGUGCUGCUGUAUUAUCUUCAGCACCCCCCGAUUUCCAUCGCAGAGCUGAAACGUAAUACACUCUACUACUCCACUGAUGUGUAGACCCAGGGCAGGCUGAGGAGGGAGAGCCCUCUCCGCUCGCACCGGAUCCCCGCCCCCAUUUUGACACAUACUUUUUUGUACAGGUUUAAUAGAAGAGAAAGAAACCGACACUGUGCUCCCUUUGCAUUAGUCACGUCUGGUGUACUUUGUGUUGAAGGCUCUGUUUCAUGUCUGUUUCAUAAAUGCCAAAACUGACAAAAAGCAGGAGACUUUUGAGAUUCCUGCAGACGUAUUGGCGCUUGCGUUGGUUUCCAUCGUUCGGGAAUCCAGAGGAGUUGAAGAUGUAUGUUUUGGUUCCUGCUUUGAACAGUUUGAGUUUUUCCAUCCAAUGCAUUUAACUCUGUAAAGAUGCUCUGUGGUCAACUUUGAAGCCGGAAAAGUUUCCUUCUCGCAGCUACAGCACCUGUAGCUUUUUUCAUCUAACGAUGGAGCUUGAGGACAAGGGCAGGGCAUUAAAAUAAGGACCUUUUUCCUUUGUGGCAAUGUCGUCGUUGAUAAUCCAGAAUGAUGUUUUAAGCAGGUACAGUAAUUCUCUCAAGAUGGGAGAGAAUGUGGUGUCUAGUAAAUGUUAGUAGCAUGGUGGUAUAUAAACCAGUUAGUCAUUCCAGAAUGUUCUGUUACUUGGUUUACUUCAGAGGCAUUCCAGAAAUGACCUUUCAUAUUUUAUAAAUAUUUUUUGUUAAAUGGUUUAUUUUGCUCCGUGCAUGUGGGUUGUGUAAACUGGUAGCCAAACCUGAGUUGUGAAAUAAUUCAAAUCCGGUGGAUUUUAACUGAGGAGUAUUUUAACUGAAAAUGUAUGAUAAUGGCACGGCUCUCUGUUGUGUAUGUAAAAGCAAAAAUUGCCCUAUUUAUUAAUAAAAUAUUUGGAUUAAAGGUU